GUUGCAUUAUUUUACACUAUAUUGUUGAGAUGAUAAAUAGUCCUUCGAAUAUAUGCAGGGAUGAUGAUAUACCUGGCGUUUCUAAUCUGCCUAGGAAGUAGAGUAGUUAUAAGUGAAAAUACAACAGCCGAUGGAUGUGCAGGGGAACUAAGUUUAAAUGAUGGAAGUGUCAGUGUAAAGUGCAUUAAUUUCACAACAAGCUGUAUAGCCACAUUUAAAUGUCUACCUUGUUAUACCAUCCAAGGUCCUGCACAUAUAGCUUGCAUUGAUGGUGUAUGGGUGUCACAAAACAGUUCCCACUGCCGCAGAAAGGAGAAUUGGUGUCAAAUACUUCAGGUUCCAGCCAAUGCACAAAUAUCAAGCAGUCACAAUGCUUGUGGAGAUACUGUUGUAGUUAGUUGUUUGAAAGGAUAUUCACCUGUUAAUCUCUACAGACAUACGUGCAAAUCAAAUCGACUGUGGUCUGGAAAAGUAGUUGCUGAAUGCAAAAAACUCUCAAACCGAAACAACACUGUGCAAUGUCCUGAUAUAAGCCAACCAUUGAAAACAGUUUAUUUGAGAGGAGGCAGUAUUAACAACAACCGUGUUGGUGAUAUUAUAUUAUUUGGUUGUCUAAGGGGCCUCUCGCCCACAAGUUCUUUAAAAUUAACGUGCUUGGCGGAUGGAACCUGGAACAAUCAGUUGCCAUUCUGUGAAAGAUCAAAUGUCACAUGUCCUGACAUCAAGAUAUCUAAUACUAGCAAACUACAAAUAGUAGAUGGCAACCCAAAGAACAACGCUCAUAACAAUUUUGUCAAAUUUGGAUGUGAUAGUGGAUACAACAUAGAAGGAAAACAUCGUUUACUUUGUCUACAAGAUGGUUCAUGGAAUCAUCCAAUACCCGAGUGUACAGAGAGGCCAGUUUGCCAGGACCUCGUGGUAUUAGAUAGAUAUGUCUACGUUAGACCUGGAUAUGGGUUAUCAGCAAAUAGAGACGGGGAUUCUGUGCUUUUUGGAUGUGCGUUAGGAUAUCAUUCUAAUGAUCCUAUGAAACUAAGUUGCAAUGAAGGAACGUGGAGUUCACCUGUACCACGAUGCACUCUCAUAGUUGUUAGUUGUCCAAACCUAGCCAUUUUGGACCCUUAUCUCCUAAUAGUAGCUGGACAGCCUUUUGACAAUGGAAACCGUGACAGUAUUGAAUUUAUGUGUAAGAAAGGGUUCAUAAUGAUGGGAGAAAAUGUACUAUUUUGCACCCCCGAUGGCUUUUGGAGUGGUGGGGGUAUUGUUCCAACAUGUGUAGAGGCAAGUAACAUGUGUACAAAUAUUACACUUCCUGAACAUGCAAUUAUUCUGGAAGGACAGUUGAUGAACAAUACAGAUGGAGACAGAAUCGGGUUUUCCUGUGAAGAAAGCUAUGCUAUGAAUGGAAAUCCUAACAUCUCUUGUGUAGAGCAGCACCUGAUGACAAUCCACGGAAGCCAUAUGAAUCUCGAUAGUGGAGUAGUUUGGGAUCAACCCGUACCAGAAUGUUUAGCUGCUAAUACUGGUGAUUGCCCUGACCUUGUUAUGCCAAGGUAUGGCAAGAUUGUACACGGGAAGCUAGUUGGGAAUAGAAUUGGUGAUAUCGUCAGUAUUACAUGUUUACCAAAGUAUUUCCGAUGGGGUGUAAAACGAAGAGUAUGUUUAGAAGAUGGGACUUGGAGUAAAGAACUACCAAUAUGUUUAAAAUAUACCACACCAUGUCCACACAUAAUACUACCAGAUGACUCUAAACUAGUUGUUCUAAAGGGUAAACUUAUUGGAAACAUGGUGAAUGAUAGAGUAAUAUUCGAUUGUGAAAAUGGCUUUACAAUAGAGGGCAUCCCUUUGUUGACGUGUUUGCGCAACAUAACAUGGAGUUACAUUUUACCAACUUGCAAAUUAAGUAUGUGUCUAGGGAGUCCAACGAGUAUAGCACAUGGUGAUAUUAUUGGACUGAAUUCCAGAUAUAAUAUUGGGGAUAGUGUCGAGUACAAAUGUAAUUUUUGUUAUCAACUAAUUGGAGAGAGAAUUUACCGUUGUAUUCAAGGCGGGUGGAAUCCGUUUAACCCACCUAGCUGUUCAAGAUAUAUAUGCCAGUUGAAAGAUAUGCUAUUAGUUGAAAAUGGAAGGGUGCUUAAUUUCCUUUCGGGAGGUCAGUCUUCACUAGCAUGUGGUGAUUCAUUGAUAUACGUUUGUGAAGCUGGUUUCAUCCUACAAGGAGACGCUGUUGUUGAUUGUGAUGACAGAGGAAGAUGGAGUUCCCAAAAACCGAUAUGUCUGAGAAAUGCAACUUGUCAAGACAUACCUAGAACCAUACCUAAUGGAAAAGCUCGUCGGGUACAAGACAGAUACAUAGAGGGCAGUAUCGUCGAGUAUGUGUGCCAUCAAUGUUACAAACUAUCUGGAGCGAGUACAUUAAGAUGUCAAGCAAAUCAAACAUGGGAUAGCAAAGUUCCCAUCUGUUCCAAAAUUAGAUGUACUGAUAUAAAUUCUCUUUGGCUACCAGUGGAAAGAGUGGGGAGAUCUACCAGUAGUACUCUUUAUAAGAAAGUGGUGAUGAAGUGUGAUUUUCCAUUGACUUGCAUGAUACCAGUAGUUAUCUCUGGUUGUGGUAUUCCUGCAAUUAGUUCAAGGAUUCUCGGGGGUAAGGAAGCAAAACCACACAGUUGGCCCUGGGCUGUGGCUAUGCUACAUGAUGGUGAGAUACAGUGUGGUGGAAGUAUUAUCCAUCCAAAAUGGAUCCUCACAGCUGCACAUUGUGUUAAAGGAUUGCACUGGGGUUUCGUCGUCUACAAUUUCGAUGAUCCAAAUAAAUGGACAAUCCUCUUAGGAAAACAUGAUCUAGCAAACAAGGUUGAAAACAACACAAUGAAAGCACGUGUAUUGGAGAUAAUCUUACAUGAAAACUACGACUACUCAUCGUUUGAAAAUGAUAUCGCAUUAUUCAAAAUCGGUGCUUCUGUGAAUUAUACAGACACAAUAUCCCCGAUAUGUCUACCUUACAAAGAUAUACUGAAGAGAAACGUCGGUAAGAUCUCAAAAACGUACAAUUGUACAGCUAUUGGAUGGGGCCGGAUAUCAAUGACUAGUGCACAUAGCAACAAGCUCAGACAGGUUACCAUGCCAACGAUUCGACAUUCAGUUUGCAAUAGGGAUGAUUGGUAUGCUGGUCAGAUUAAGAAAACAAUGUUUUGUGCAGGAAAGAAAGAUGGAAGUGUUGAUACGUGUCAGGGUGACUCGGGAGGUGGCUACAGUUGUUCCUACAAGGGCCAUUGGAUGUUAACGGGAUUGACAAGUUGGGGACGUGGGUGUGGACGGGAAAUGUCACCAGGUGUCUACACAAAGCUGACAUAUUACUACACCUGGAUAAUUUCAACUAUGAUCGCUGGUUCACCAAAGAAAACAAUGAACAACAAUACAAAACACCAAUCCAAUUAAGAAACUAUGUUAUAUGUUGCUCUGGAGUUAGCUUGUCAACUAUGACCGCUGGUUCACAAAAGAAAACAAU
Messenger RNA from Owenia fusiformis, 3508 nucleotides. Lineage: Eukaryota; Metazoa; Annelida; Polychaeta; Sabellida; Oweniidae. The record is from the annotation of a GenBank genome assembly.